AAAUCAGUAGGUAGCGCACGUUACUACUCCAUGGUAUGUGAACGCGCGCUAAAGGAUACUCUCCGACCGUUGAGAGCGUUCUAAAAUGAUGGUUUCCUGAGGGCAGUGUGCCUGGUAGGUACCUUCAGUUUGAGCCUGUCAAAUACAUAGUUAAUUGUGUGUCUGAAUAGUGGUAGUAUUAAUUAGAUGUUUGACCUGUUGAAAGUAAUUGAACUAGCAACUGAAUUGGACUCUUUAGUAAGGUCAUCAGUUUGAGAACCAUUGAUGAUGAUGAUUGGUGAUGGUGGUUGUUGUUGUGGUGGUGGUGUUAGUGCUGGUGGUGGUAGUGUUGGUGGUUGUGGUUGUGGUUAUGGUAGUGGUGCUGGUUGUGAUGUGAUGGUGGUGCUGCCAGAUGGAUGGAAUAAUAUACUUGUCCAAGUCACUAAUAUUUAAUUGAGCAAUCUAAAAUAUUUGUAAUCGCAAAUCAUUUGCAACAAGUUUUAACGUUAUUCGAACAAUUUGUUUUAAUUAACCUGUUUGAAAUUUACGAGAGAGUAUAGUAGAUGGGCUUCUCAAAAAACCUUCUACAAUUGCAACUCGGAUCUAGUCUGAUUGUUUUAACUUUAUCAGUCAGUCUGUCUGUCUGUCUGUCUGUCUGUCUGUCUGUCUGUUUGUCUGUUAGUGACUAUGUUGUUUGCAAGGACUCAUUUGUAUGUAAAAAUCCUAGCAUGUGUGCAAGUAGAAUCUGUAUGAGAAUAAGUUAUCUGUGUGUGUUUUGUCUGUCUGUCUGUCUGUCUGUCAAUUUCAUUUAUUGAAACACGAACUCUACGUUACAUUUCUAACAGUAAAUGCAAACAAGCUACUGAGUUCAGCUUCAGCUUAGAGCAAGCUACUUUGAAGUCUCUGUCGUGUAUGUUCUCAUCUACUUCUCCAGAGAAGACAUGAUUCAGCUUGUGGAGGAUGACUUUAGUGUUACAACGAGUCGUAAGAUUAUUGAGAAUUGCUCCCUCCAAAACAUCUAAAGUCAAAUUUUUUAUUAUAGCCUUAAUUAAUGUGACUUGAUCUUCUGACUAUUUUGUUUUAUUAGUUGGUAGCUUCUGAUCCCCAAGUUCCAAAAUGUUCAAAUACCAGAGAAGUCAGUGUUUUCAUAUCUGUCUGUCGGUCUGUCUGUCUGUCUGUCUGUCUGUCUGUCUGUCUGUCUAUUUAUCUGUUUGUCUGUUUGUCUUAAUUCAUUUGUGUGUGUACAAGAGUCUUACGUUAUGUCUGUCUGUAUGUCUGUCUGUCUGUCUGUCUGUCUGUCAGUCUAUUUCUAUGUGUGUGCAAACGGCAAAAUUAAAGUCGUUUUCUAGAAUAGACCUUUUCACAGGGCGUGGCACCAACAACGUCAUCAACUACCGCGGCGUCAAUUUGGUUCUCUUUUGAUGCAUUGGCGUUUGCUAACCGCGUGAGUCUAGAGCCAAAGCAACAAUUUUUCUUUUCGAACUUUAAUCGGUGCGUAUAGCGAUGCAUCGAAUUAGGUGAGGCCUCAUUAAGACUCGGCUCUUGUGUGUUUUGCGUGUUUUACGGUGAUGAACAACCUCUUUCUGAUCUCUUUCGUGACUCUACCGCGUCAUUUUGAGUGAUGAUUUAACAUUGAGACUUGACAGACGUCAAAUGCGGGUACAAACGUGCGUACGUAAUCUAUGAUGCGUGUUCUGUGUGGUACGCACUUACCAAAUGGUUUGGUUUGUACCUCCUGAAUACUUCCUAGAAAGUGCAUCGUCUAGGGAAUGUCUGACGUGAAGAGGAAGUCUUUAGACAAGUCUGGUAGUACUGAGAGAUAAACCAGUCACUCAGUGUUGCUGUACUGUGUUUUAUUUCUUGGAGCGUGUAAUUGCCGUUCUAUCAUGGUUAUGUGCUGUGUUCCUGGAUGUACCAAUGUAUCUGCCAAGGGGAAAUAUUUGAAGUUUUUCAGAUUUCCUUCAAAUGAAGAGGAACGUCAGAGGUGGUUAGAACAGUUAGGACUUGAUGAUGUCUCGACCAAUGCCAGGGUAUGUGGUAGGCAUUUUGUUCGUGGAACCAAAUCAACAACAGGAGUAAUACCAACGUUGUCCAAGACAAAGCCACCUUUUUCUGUUGCUGCAAUAAAGCGAUCCAGAGUUAGAGCUUCUUUUACAUGGUCACCAUCAAAACAAACUCCUCCUUUGAAAAGGCUUGCUGCAAGAGUUAUUUCAAGACCAAGAAGGCCUAAAUCUUCUACUCCUAAGAAGAACGUUGCAGCAUGCAGGCGGUCUCUAAGUCUUAUUUCCCCAAUACGGGAACAUGAAGACAGAGAUGUGGAUGUUGCAGAAGACUUUGAAGACAUGUUUCACAGUCUAAGUAUUGAUGUUGAGCCUCACUCUGACUGUGCAUCAUGUUUUGAGCUGCAGGAGGAAUUAAAGGAAAAAGAAAACUGUAUCAAAUUACUUGAACAGCAAAUGUCUAGUGGCGAGAAUUGGAGGGUUGAGGCAAUUCAAGAUAAUGAUGAAAAGACGUUCUUUUAUACUGGAUUUCGCAGCUACAAUGAUUUCAAGGGUUUUUUCAAGUCGUUAGAGUAUGCUGCCACUUCACUGAAAUAUUGGUCACAGAGACAUACAGCAUUUACAGAGAGUAAAUCAGCAAAACCUCGUUCUCUUUCACCUCUAAAUGAGUUUUUUCUGACAAUGGUUCGUCUUCGUUUGGGGCUAGAGAUGAAAGACCUUAGCUACAGGUUUGGCUUCUCUCUUUCUCAAGUUCAUAAUAUUUUUGUCACAUGGAUAAACUUUCUCUAUUGCCAUUUGAAUGACGUUGACUGGUGGUUGCCAAGGGACACUCUACGUCGAAGUUUACCGCAGUCAUUUAGAGAGGCUUUCCAAAAACCACCUGCAUCAUUGAUGCAACAGAGCUUUUUACAGAACGUCCUUCAGAUAUGGGUUUGCAAUCAGCUUUCUUCUCCAGUUACAAACACCACCACACUGUGAAAGCAUUGGUUGCAAUAUCGCCAUGUGGUCAUGUCAUGUUUGUGUCACAACUAUUUACUGGUGCUAUAUCAGACAGGGAACUUACCAAGCAGUCUGGUUUUCUUAAUAAAUUGGUGCCUGGAGACCAAGUCAUGGCAGACAAAGGAUUUAUUAUUGCCGACAUUCUCAUGGACGUUGGGGCAUCUCUUGUGCUACCUCCUUUUCUAAAAGGAGGAGGUCAGUUUGCCGAGGAGCAAGUCAUUAAAUGCCGGCAAGUGGCGUCUCUUAGAAUCGAUGUAGAAAGGGUGAUCAGACGGAUAAAGAACUAUAGAAUUUUACAAGGCAUAACACUUAGUUCAAGUAUGGAUCUUUUAGAUAAGGUAUUUACUGUAUGUUCGUAUCUAACGAAUUUGCAUCCACCUCUUGUACGGUAAAUUUAAUUUUGUAGGGUAGAUUAAUAUUAAUUAGUGUCAUGAUAUUAAGUUUUGUUUGGAAAAGUAAAUAUAUUGGCUUUUGUUAUAAUUCUGUA
Molecule: messenger RNA, 3465 nt
Organism: Corticium candelabrum
Lineage: Eukaryota; Metazoa; Porifera; Homoscleromorpha; Homosclerophorida; Plakinidae
Exons: 2
Coding region: 1866-2957 (363 amino acids)
Source: RefSeq, a predicted model, not a curated record